Messenger RNA from Phanerochaete carnosa HHB-10118-sp, 3001 nucleotides. RefSeq lists its product as uncharacterized. The transcript is spliced from 14 exons. The record is from RefSeq and is a predicted model, not a curated record. Gene Ontology annotation, molecular function: zinc ion binding; SNARE binding. Lineage: Eukaryota; Fungi; Basidiomycota; Agaricomycetes; Polyporales; Phanerochaetaceae. Gene Ontology annotation, biological process: endoplasmic reticulum to Golgi vesicle-mediated transport; COPII-coated vesicle cargo loading; intracellular protein transport. The coding region runs from base 122 to 2908 and encodes 928 amino acids. Gene Ontology annotation, cellular component: COPII vesicle coat; endoplasmic reticulum exit site.
CGCUCACUAACCUUUCACCUCGGAGUCGCUGAACACGGUGACGUGGAACCCAGACGCGGUGUAAACCCCUCGGCUUUCAUAUUCUCGAGAGCAUCUGUUCCCCGAUUCUUCAACAUCAAAGAUGGCUUCUCCAGCUCAACAGCUUCCUCCAGGGUGGACGGCUGAGUGGGAACCUACUCACCAACGAUACCUCUUCAUCGAGACCGCUACCGGCCAGACGUCUUGGGACCCUCCGGCCAUUGAUCCUGAACUCGCUCCUUCGUCAAGCCCCGCUCCUGCUACGCAGCACACGAAACGCCGCCAGUAUGCCGCCGGUCAAACUCAGGCUUACUACGGCGCGGGCGAUAAUCUCAACGGCGGAGGAUAUGGUGGUGGUGCUGCUGCUGCACCUCAGCCUGGUCAGCUCUUCACUCCCGGCCUGGCUGCCGAGAACCAAUUUCAGCAGCAGCAGCAGCAACAGCAGAUGGGCGGACAGCCUCCGUACUAUGGUGCUACUCCGGAACCUGAAUACAUCAACGCUCCCCAGCCGCCUGUGUAUGGGCAGCCUCAAGCUGGAGUUAAUAACCUUGUCGACCAGUUCGGGCAGAUGAACAUGGGACAGAAGGGGCUGCGGCUCUAUACUACCAACCUCCUGACGUCUCCUCCGGACCCCCGCGAGCUGUCGAAUCCGCCCCCCGAGAUUGUUCUCCCACCUAAUUCAUGCAUCUCUACUUCCCCACUUGCCAACGCCGACCACACGUAUCAACGCUGUACCCUGAACGCUAUUCCCACUACGAACUCGCUGUUGAAGAAGUCGAAUAUUCCCCUUGGCCUAAUUCUUACACCCUACCGCUCUUUGAAGGAAGGCGACGAGCCGGUGCCUCUUGUGACAGAUACCGUUAUUGCCCGAUGCAGACGUUGCAGGACGUACAUCAACCCGUACGUGCAGUUCAUAGAUGGUGGCAAUCGUUGGAGAUGCUGCAUGUGCUCACUCUCGAACGAGGUUCCUCAGCUAUUCGAUUGGGACCAAGUCAGGAACCAGCCGGGAGACAGAUGGGCGCGUCCAGAGCUGAACCACGGUGUUGUUGAGUAUGUUGCGCCGACUGAAUACAUGGUCCGACCCCCUCAGCCGGCGGUGUACAUCUUCCUCAUCGACGUUAGCCACAGUGCUAUUCAGUCUGGCAUGGUCGCUACCGCAACACGUACGAUGUUGGAGAACCUUGACCGUAUACCCGACGAAAAUGGCAGGACGAGGGUCUCCAUCAUUGCCUUUGACACAUCGUUGUACUUCUUCUCCAUGCCACCCGGCACCGCUGAGUCGUCCAUGCUCGUCGUGUCUGACGUGGAGGACGUCUUCCUGCCCAAGCCUACAGACUUGCUGGUGAACCUGUCGGAGGCUCGCGCAUCCCUUGAAGCAUUACUGGGCCGUCUCGGCGACAUGUUCCAGGACAACCACAUCAUUGGCAGCGCUCUCGGCCCCGCUCUGCAGGCGGGCUUCCAGCUUAUGUCAUCGAUUGGCGGCAAAAUCAUUGUCUUGUCUUCAAGCUUGCCUUCAAUUGGCGUUGGAGCUUUGAAGAACAGAGAAGACCCGAAGAUUUUGGGGACGUCGAAGGAGUCCGGCCUUCUUCAGGCCGCUUCACCGUUUUACAAAACCUUCGCCAUCGAAUGUUCCCGCGCUCAGGUCUCGGUCGAUAUGUUCCUGUUCAGUGCUGUCUAUCAGGACGUUGCCACCCUCGCUUGUUUGCCUCACUACACUGCUGGUCAGACCUACUUUUAUCCUGCAUUCAAUGCACGAACAGAGGAUGCGAUCAAGUUCGCUCACGAGUUUGGCUCGGUCUUGGCGCAACCCGUUAUGUUGGAGGCUGUCAUGCGCGUCCGCGCAUCUAAAAACCUGCGGAUGUCCUCAUUCCACGGAAACUUUUUUGUUCGUUCAACAGAUCUUCUGGCUAUGCCCGCGGUUCCACAGGAUCUCUCGUACGCCAUCGAGGUUCAGAUCGAAGAUACCAUUACCGCGCCCUUCGUCGUCUUCCAAACUGCUAUUUUGCACACGACCUGCUACGGUGAACGUCGCAUUCGCGUCGUGACCACGGCGUUUCCGACGACUAGCAACCUCUCCGAGAUCUUCGCGUCCGCUGACCAGAUCGCUAUUGCUACUCUGCUUGCUAACAAGGCAGUCGAGCGUUGUAUCACGCACAAACUUGAGGACGCGCGGGACGCCCUCUUCAACAAGCUUGUCGAGAUCCUGCAGGCUUACAAGGCAAGCAUGACUGCCGCCGGCGCUGGUGCAAGUGCCCAACUUGCCAUAUCUGAGAACCUCAAGAUGUUGCCCGUGCUCGUUCUCGGUUUGCUAAAGAACGUCGGCAUCAGGCAGAGCGCGCAAAUUCCGCCGGACCUCAGGGCGUACGCGCAGGCUUUAUUGACGUCACUCCCGUCGCAGCUGCUCAUGCCAUACGUCUACGCCAACUUUUACUCCUUGCAUAACAUGCCGCCAGAGUGCGGAACCGUUGGCGAGCACGGUGUCAUUAUGCCCCCACCGCUGCCGCUCACCUCGGAGCGCUUAGAGAGGCAUGGUCUGUUCCUGCUCGAUGACGGCCAAAACAUCUUCCUCUGGGUCGGUCGCGAUGCUGUACCGCAGUUGAUCAUGGACGUCUUCAACUUGCCUAGCUACGAGGUCUUGCGCGGCGGAAAGCUAACGCUACCGAUACUGGAGAACCCAUUCAGUCAACGCAUAAAUGCAAUUAUCCAGAAGACCCGCGAGAUGCGCCGCGGCCCAUACUGGCCACAUCUGUACGUCGCCAAGGAAGACGGCGAGCCGGCCCUGCGGUUGUGGGCCCUCAGCUGCCUCAUCCAGGACCGUGGAGAUGUCUUGCCGAGCUACCAGCAGUUCAUCUCGCAGCUCAAGGACAAGCUUAACGGCGGCAACUAUUAGGCGCCCAAGUUUGAACACCAUAAACUAUCUUACGAGACUCGCCGUUAUUGUACAGAGGACUGGAAUGAUAUGCGUGCUUUCCGGAACUUUUCC